CGAAUAAAGAAUGAGUUUGACUUGGAAGAAAGUUUUCCCAACAAUGUGUUUUGGGGAAUGGUUAUUUUUAUCCGUUUUUCGGUGAGCAUAACAGCCUAUCACAGGAUCAGUCGGUUGAUUUUCUUGCGUUUUCAGAUAGGUAAAAGUUACAAUCAGACCUCUCAAGAUCUCAGGUUACUCAUCGCUGUGAGCAGUCGAGAUGCGCGCGUGCCGUUAGCAGGCGUGUCUAUAAAUGGAGUUCCAAUGUUGCGGGCUGCUGAGGUUGAAAACGAGAAUUUUAUCGUGAGACAGGCGCUUCUUCGCUUCCGUGUGCUCUAAUAGUGUUCCAGGCGUACCGGUUGUGUUUUUUUUGUUUCCUCAUAAACCGGUAAAUACCACAGGUACUUGAAAAAAAUAUAAAAAUUGAGGGCCAACGAUGUCCUUUAGAGCCUCCAAAUCGGGGUUUGGCUAUGAAGUUCAAAAGAAAAUGGAAGCCAAUUAUGAUCGGGAGGAGGAGGCCGGCACUCCGGUGCAUAUUGUCAACUGGCUGAACGACGUGCUUAACGGAGAACAUGAACAAUGUGCGGGCACCGACUGGAAAUCGAUAUGCACUUACCUCAGAGAUGGAGUAGCUCUUUGCAAGCUCAUUAACAAGCUUUUAGUAAAAGAGGGCAGAGGUCCCGUGCAAUUCCAGAAAAAAGUCAUGUCACCUUUCGUAGCCAUGACAAAUAUUGAGAACUUUAACAAAGGAUGUCUUGACUAUGGACUUGCCAAAGAAUUUGAAUUCCAAAGCGGAGAUCUGUGGGAAGUACGAAAGGGACCCUUCCUUAACGUCAUCAACUGCAUCCACAGCCUGGGAUUUGUUGCCAAUUCCAAAAAAGUGAUGCCAUGUUACCAAGGCGAGGUCACAAAGUACCUGGACAGGGAUUAAAGAUCUAGCUAAUCACAUCAGCCUUAAUAAGAUACACGUGAUAUAUAACAUGGUCAUUGUUGUUAAUCAUUUUUAUCGGUUUCCGAUUUUUUUUAAAUGCUGAGUUGCCAAAUUAGGGACACUUGCAACAUUAUAUAUAUAUCUAUCUAUAUGUAUUUUCAGUAUGAAGAUUUUAGAAUAUUUUCGUCCUUCUCUGAGGAUUAUAUACAUGCAAUAAUUUAUCUCGGAAAUGUCUAUGUAUAUCAACUAUUCGUAGUGAACAUUUUAUUUUUUGAAUACUUACCAGAGUACUUAAGUAGCUAUUAAAUACCGAUUUGUAAUAUUUAUUUUGAAGGGAAAGAAAUUUGUAUUGGAUGUCAUAAAUGUUACAUGUCAUAUUUAUGAAUGUAAAUGCUUAAUAAAUUAUCUAAAACAAUGCAAAA
Ostrea edulis (European flat oyster) is the source of this 1332-nucleotide messenger RNA. RefSeq names its product rac guanine nucleotide exchange factor B-like. The record is from RefSeq and is a predicted model, not a curated record. Bases 416 to 910 code for a protein of 164 amino acids. The transcript has 6 exons. Gene Ontology annotation, molecular function: protein binding. Lineage: Eukaryota; Metazoa; Mollusca; Bivalvia; Ostreida; Ostreidae.